This is a messenger RNA of Hydra vulgaris (swiftwater hydra), 1359 nucleotides long. The record is from RefSeq and is a predicted model, not a curated record. NCBI's taxonomy places the organism in Eukaryota, Metazoa, Cnidaria, Hydrozoa, Anthoathecata, Hydridae.
UGAGUUUUAAGAUAAAUAUUUUGAAUUUACCUUCAUGCUUCAAGUACAUUUUUUUAGAUGGAGUAAACAAAAAAGAGAAGGAAAGCUAGUUACCAUUUUUUGUGAAGAUGCUAAUCUAACUGAUGACAUGAUUGAUCUGACUGAUGAUGCGAGACAUACAAGUCAAAAUAAAGAUGAUGAUUUAAACAACGAUAUUCAGCUCAUAGCAAAGGAGUUAGCAGCUGAUUUUCAAAUUGGUGAUUGGGUUGCUAUUGAAUAUAAUAUGCAGUGGUAUCCUGCAAUAAUUCAAAGUGUCAAUCGUGACAAUGUUCAUGUUUCUUGUAUGGAAUAUUCGACUAUAACUGGAAAAAACUGUUUCAAGUGGCCAACCAAAGAAAAUAUUCUCCAAUAUUUAUAUCUUGACGUUAUUUGUAGGAUUGAUGCACCAACACCAACUAAUCAAAGAGGGGACUAUUCUCUCUCAAUAGACGAUAUGUAUAACAUAGAAAUUCAGAUUGACAGAUAAACUUCUUUAAAACUUUAUUUGGUUUGCUUUCUUAAACAAGUUGUAUUUGAAAAAACGUUUAUCCGAAAUUUACAUAAUUGUUUUAACAAUGAUAUAAACACUUCAAAGUGUGUGAUGUUUGGAUCUUUUUCUCAUUAAAGAAGCUUAGAAAAUAACUUUUAUCAAGCGCUUUUAUACAGUUUUUUGUUAUAAAAAUGUAUUUUUUAUUUAUUUUUAAUUAGAGUACUAAUUAUUAACGAAUUAUAGAAGCCGUUGCUAAGCAUAUCUAUGUCGUUGCUAGGGUAUUUUGUUGGUUAAGAAUGUGGCAAAAUUAGACUAUUUCUAGGACUUCUCUAGGCUUUUUAUCGCUUAAGCACAUGAAUUUUUUUUCAGAUAUUGGAAGAUGCAUGUAUAAGGAAACGAAAUAACUUAUACAUUUCAUGGCAGACCUAAGGCCACGAUUGUUAUUUGUAAUCUAACAAAGCGUAUUAACCGCGAAAUUUCAUUUUUGGAAGCUUACUCUUUCCCAGGCUCUUGCAUACUCAUAAUUUUUUUUCUAUAAAUUCAAUGUAUACCUUAUUGGCUUUCAAAAGCAGUUAAGUAAAUUAUGUGCAAGUAAUGGCCUUAGGAGAUAUAAAUGGUCAAAGUACGGGUAAAAUUUCAAAUUUAGCGGUUUUGAACCGUGAUUUCUAGACAAUAAAAAAUGUAAACAUUUUGAAUUUUUAUUUUAACCAGAGAAAUCCACUCAGAGUAGUAGAAAUAAGAAAAAUAAAUGAGUUUCUCAAAUUCAUAUUGCUAAAAUUGCCCCUAAAAGUAGUAAUUCCGUUCCAUGCACCAAUAUUUUUACAAAAUGGGCCAAAUUUCGGCCCCCGAUA